AUGAACAACAGAAACGCCCAGAUGUACACAGAGGGUAGGAUCAAGUCUCCAGGGGCCCAGCUGAGUCCUGGCCUUAGGACCACCAGCAACAUGGCUGAUGUUGAGCCCGCCAUAUCAGAAGUCAGCCAGGUUGUGCUUCCAGAUGCUGUAGGGAAGGGCAGUGGGAAGGAGCCCACAUCAGCCACAGAAAGGCCAGACAAUGGGCCGGGACAAGCAUCAGAGGAGGGGCCUCCGGAGCUCAGGACCCAGGAGCAGAGGCAUCCGGCAGACCCAGGGGAGAAGCAGUCAUCUUGGGCCCCUCAGGAAGAGCCGGAGGUGCUGCAAGCAGGCCGGGAUCAGGCCAAGCCAGGAAGUGAACUGGGGGUGCUGCCUUCCAGGGUCCCCACAGCACAUGAAGGGCUGCAGCAGCAGAGGUCAGGAAAGGAGAAUGAGGACCAGCAGGGGAGACAGCAGAACCCAGGGAUGGUGGAGAGUCAGGCCCCCGAGAGCUGCCAGCAGGGCCCAGAGUGGCAGCCCAUCCCAGGUCACCAGGCAGCAAAUAAGUCAGAUAUAAUGCAAUCGACAGAGUCUUCUUGCACCUUGGACAGCUAUGAACAGCAACUGGAAGACAAGUCCUCCAAGGAGACAGGCACUCAACACAUUAUGCCCCAGGAGAUUUUGCCAGAGCCUGGCCCAGGGGGACCUGAGGACAGUUUCCAGGAAGCGAUGCCCCUAAUUCCUAUGAUAACUUCAGAGAAAAAGAUGGCCAACUCCUUCCCACCAUCCACUCCAGGACUUAACACACCCCAAGAAGGGGGCAAGGCUAUGGAGACCAAGCCAGUACUGGGGCCUGUUCCUCCACGAGAGGUGAGGGACACUGGAGAAAGGAGGGAGCUGGACUGUGCCCAGAAGCAGCUUCAGGAGCUCACAGUGGCUGCAGGGGGCCAGAACCAAGGCUUCAUGAAGUGCUUGCUGGAAGUGGAGGAGGAGGAGGCCACGCAUCGGAGGGCCAACAAGGCCCGGGCCCUACCAAGCCGGAAGUCUCCCCGAGUCCUGAUCCCUGUGCCCACCGCAGCACUGCUUGGCAGCUCAGCUCCAAGCCUGACUCAGACCUUCACCUCAGUCCCUGCCAUGGCCCCAUCCUGGGCCCGGCCGUCAGCCCCUGGGCCAAUCCCUGCCCCUGUGGGAGCCCCGGUCCCAGCCUCUGUACCCGCCACUGUCCUACAAGCACCUGCCCCGGACCUGGGCUGGAGAAGGACAGAGCUCUUGCACCAGAGCAGCGAGAGGAACCUGAGCAGUGCCAAGGCACGGCAGGAGCUGGAAGAACACAGCCUCCUAAAAUUAUCUCAGAACUGGGAGGAGCGGAUGGAGGAGCACCUCACCCUGAAGCAAGAGGAAGCCUUCCGCAGUUACUUUGAGAUCUUCAAUGGCCACGGCAAGGUGGACGCACGCAGCCUGGAGAACAUUCUGCUCCUUGUGGGCAUCUCCCUGACGCCGGCCCAGGUGGAGGACGCCCUGAUCAGCGCCGACGUUGAUGGAGAUGGCUAUGUGGGCUUCAAAGACUUCUUGGCUGUGAUGACGGACACCAGGCGCUUCUUCUGCUCCGUAGAACAGAACACCCUGACGGACAUGGCUCCCCCGAACCCCCACACUCUGCUCUUUGAGAUCCUGUCCCUGCUGGUGGAGAUGCUGGCCUUACCCGAGGCAGCCUUAGAGGAGAUCACCAACUAUUACCAAAAGAAGCUGAAGGAAGGCACCUGUAAGACCCGAGAGAUGGAACUGACCACAGGCCAGCUGCGGUCCCGGAAGAAGCUUCCCCACAACCCACAGCAAGCAGACGCUUUGGAAAUCCCAGAACGAAGGGUCCUCAGGAUUCUGAGCCGUUUGAAGCAGCAAAACUAUGCUGCCAAUCUGCAGAGCCCCUAUGCCCAGGUGCCCUGCAUCCCACUCUGCCCAAGGCUGGACAAAAAGACGGUCCGCCGGAAGCAGAGCAGCCACUACAUGGACCAGUGCACGCCCACCAGCCUGGGUUCCGACAUCCAUAGCCUCUUCCUCCAGUCAGGAUCUCAAGGAAGCAGGGAACACAGCUCUGACAGCCGAAAGUGGCUCAGCUCUGUGCCGGCUCGGACCCACUGACCCUGCAGAGCAGCUCUGGGCAUAGGUCAUCAGGCAGAGAAUACUGCUGGGUUUUGCCUUUGUGGCCUGGUAAGCCAGUAAAUACCAAGAACCUCGGCC
This is a messenger RNA of Pteropus alecto (black flying fox), 2214 nucleotides long. It is a transcript of the gene SPATA21, whose product is annotated as spermatogenesis associated 21. Lineage: Eukaryota; Metazoa; Chordata; Mammalia; Chiroptera; Pteropodidae. The transcript has 13 exons. The coding region runs from base 1 to 2115 and encodes 704 amino acids. The record is from RefSeq and is a predicted model, not a curated record. Gene Ontology annotation, molecular function: calcium ion binding.